AUGUCCACCCUCCUGCCCUUUCAUAAGACCAUACUAGAGCGCAUUCAUGACCCUACGAACAACGACCUCUUAGUUCUUGCCCGUGGGCUUGGCCUACGGCGCAUCAUCUGCACGCUUCUAAAAAUUUACGACACCCCUGGAAGCACAGUGCUCCUCGUCAAUGCUACACCAGAGGAGGAGCUGGAGAUUGGUGAGGAACUGGGAAUAAUGGGCUGUCGAAAUCCAGGACUGCGUGUAAUUGGCUACGAGACGCAGAACAAGGACCGGCAAGCUCUCUACCUCUCUGGCGGCCUGUUCUCAGUCACUUCGCGGAUUCUCGUGGUCGAUAUGUUGCAGGGGGACUUACCAACCGCUAAGGUCACUGGGAUGCUUGUCCUCCACGCGGAAAGAGUUACUCCUCUCGCUCUAGAGGCGUUUAUCAUCCGGCUGUAUCGCGAGAAGAACAAGACGGGGUUCUUGAAGGGCUUCACCGACCAGGCAGAGCACAUCAGCAGCGGCAUAUCUCCCCUCAAGAACAUCAUGAAAGAGCUGCAGCUCCGAAAUGUUCAUAUCUAUCCGCGAUUCCAAGAAGACAUCAAAAAGUCAUUGGAACGGCGUCGAGCAGAUGUUGUCGAGCUUUCGCAGCACAUGACAGAGACAAUGGCUGGGAUUCACCACGCAAUAAUCGAAUGCAUGAACUCUACGCUCGCCGAGUUAAAGCGGUCAUACUCGACUCUCGACCUUGACGAGCUAACAGUCGAAAACGCAUAUUUUCGCUCUUUUGAUGUCAUCGUCCGGCGGCAGCUCGACUCCGUCUGGCACAAAACGGGACCAAAAACGAAGCAACUUGUGUCAGACUUGGGCGUCCUCCGGCGACUGCUAACCUAUCUUCUCACUUACGACCCUCUACAAUUCCACGCAUAUCUCGAAACCCUUCUGGCAACGGGGUCAGUAACCGUCAUGGGUGUGAAGGAAAACAGGAGUCCGUGGAUGAUCAGCGACGUUGCCCAUCUCAUUUUUGACGGGGCAAGACGAAGAUGUUACCUGGGAAAUUUCAAACCCAAACCGCCCCCAGCGCAGAACGAUGACGACGAUGGUUGGGCAGCGCUGGAUGAAUUGGACGGUAUCGAAGUGCAAGCCAAAGCGGAUGUCAGACCACAAUGGCUUCCCUACGGCUUGGAACCUGUACUCGAAGAACUCCCUAAGUGGGGUUUAUUGGCCGAAGCGUUGCAGGAGAUUGAGGGGGAUAUAUUGCGCAUCGAAACUGCCGACAUGACGCGCAAAGGGCCGCCCCUCCCCGGCUCAAACGUCGUUUUGAUCAUGACGUCUUCAACGCGAACGUGUCGCGUUAUCUCCGAGUUCCUGUCCACCAAAGACGAUUCCUUACCAAGAGGUGCCCAAGGCCGGGCGAUGCUAAUGAAGCGACUGAGGGUUUACUUAUGGUGGAAGACAACAUUGGCGCGGAGGAAAGCGGAUGGAAAACCUGGGUUUGGGAUGCCGGAUAUCAUACCUGGCGAAAGCGGGUUCAAGCAGGGGUAUCCGACUGAAGAGCGUGGGGUUGGCACUCAAAUAAGCGAAGCGUUGAAGAAAAAAGACCGGGAAAUGGCUGACCGCAAUGCUCGUAGGCGAAGAGUGCGUGGUGGGGCACCUACUCCUUCUGCGACCACUCGAGAUUUGCCAGGCGACAGUGCUGAUGCAGCCAUUGGGACUAUGAACACUGAAGCGGACGACAUUGCUGCUUUUUGGCAAAACCACGGCGAGUCUGUGGAACAACCCGAAGUCAACAUCGAGCUGCUUCAAUUCGAUGUUACUGAACUGGAGCAAGAGUUCGACACGCAUUAUGGCCUGUUGGCGCCGCAGCAGACUGUUGUCGUUCGAGCUUAUGGAGGCGACGCGGAUGACCGCAUGCUAGCUGAGCUCCAGCCCAGGUUUAUCGUGAUGUAUGAACCCAAUAUGGACUUUGUUCGACGAAUCGAGGUUUACCGUAGCUCCAGUCCCGGCCUCAACGUCCGGGUAUACCACAUGAUCUAUGGCAACUCGAGCGAAGAACAUCGGUAUCUAGCCGGUGUGCGUAAAGAGAAGGAUGCCUUCCAGCGCCUGAUCAAGGAGCGCGGGACCAUGCUCUUACCGAUAUUCGAGGACAAGGCGGACGCGAGAAGCGACGCGUUGAUCAAGACCAUUAGCACGCGAAUUGCGGGAGGGAGACGUGAGGUUCGAGCAGAGCCUGCUCAAGUCAUCGUCGACAUGCGAGAGUUUCGCUCGUCGUUGCCGUCACUUUUACAUGCAGCGAGUAUGUUGGUCAUCCCGGCGACAUUGACAGUCGGCGACUAUAUCUUGACGCCCGAUAUUUGUGUCGAACGCAAGAGUAUACCGGAUUUGGUGUCCAGCUUCAACAGUGGGCGGUUGUAUACCCAAUGUGAGCUGAUGUCGGUACACUACAAGCACCCCGUGCUCUUGAUUGAAUUCGAGGAGGACAAGGCGUUUUCGUUGGAGGUUGUCUCAGACAUGAAAUCCUAUGCGAAGCCGACUGGGAAAUACCCACCCAAAGCGGGUGGGUCGAAGGAUAAAGACAACGCUCAGCCGCUUCUCCAAUCGAAACUGGUUCUGCUCUUACUCUCCUUCCCGCGCUUGCGAAUCAUCUGGGCCUCGUCACCCCAUAGCUCGGCUGAAAUCUUCGCCGACCUCAAAGCGAAUAACGCGGAACCCAGUCCACACGAGGCCAUCGCGAUCGGGGCAGAAGCCGACCCGGAUGUCGGCGCGGGGGUAAAUGCAGCGGCAGAAGAGCUGUUGCGGGCUCUGCCUGGAGUCACAGCAAAGAAUGUCGCGUAUGUGGCCAGUAAGAUCCAGAGUGUACGGGCUCUGUGUGACAUGACGCUGGUGGAGGUGCAGGGAAUUUUAGGGGUGGAGCCUGGCAAGGCUUGUUUUGAUUUUUUACACAAAGGGGAUCAAAAGAGGUGA
Molecule: messenger RNA, 2937 nt
Organism: Mycena indigotica
Lineage: Eukaryota; Fungi; Basidiomycota; Agaricomycetes; Agaricales; Mycenaceae
Product: ERCC4 domain-containing protein
Exons: 8
Coding region: 1-2937 (978 amino acids)
Biological process (GO): double-strand break repair via homologous recombination; nucleotide-excision repair involved in interstrand cross-link repair; resolution of meiotic recombination intermediates
Cellular component (GO): nucleotide-excision repair factor 1 complex
Molecular function (GO): single-stranded DNA binding; single-stranded DNA endonuclease activity; damaged DNA binding
Source: RefSeq, a predicted model, not a curated record